Molecule: messenger RNA, 2612 nt
Organism: Oxyura jamaicensis (ruddy duck)
Lineage: Eukaryota; Metazoa; Chordata; Aves; Anseriformes; Anatidae
Gene: NR2F1
Product: nuclear receptor subfamily 2 group F member 1
Exons: 3
Coding region: 292-1548 (418 amino acids)
Biological process (GO): negative regulation of transcription by RNA polymerase II; anatomical structure development; positive regulation of transcription by RNA polymerase II
Molecular function (GO): nuclear receptor activity; RNA polymerase II cis-regulatory region sequence-specific DNA binding; zinc ion binding
Source: RefSeq, a predicted model, not a curated record
AAAAAAAAAAAAAGGAAAAAUUAGCGAGGGCGCGAGGAGCGAGAGGAGGGGGUCUGGCGGCGGAAAAUAAAUAAAAUAAAGAAAACGGCAGGAGCGGCUCCAGCCGGCGGCAGCAGCGGCGGCGGCAGCAGGGCAGCGGCAGCCGAGGCGGAGGCAGGCGGCAGGCACGGUCCCCUCGCUCCCCGCUCGCCCCCGGCCCCCGGCCGCCCGCCCCCCCCCCGCCCCCCGCCUCUCUCCCCGGCAGCCCGCAGCGAGCCGCGCCGCUCCCCAGCACUUUUUUGGGCCCGAGAUAUGGCAAUGGUAGUUAGCAGCUGGCGAGAUCCGCAGGAAGACGUGGCCGGGGGCACCCCGAGCGGCCCCAACCCCGCAGCGCAGCCGGCCCGGGAGCAGCCCCCCCAGCAGCAAGGGGGCUCGGCCGCCCCGCACACCCCGCAGACCCCCAGCCAGCCGGGACCCCCCUCCACGCCGGGCACGGCCGGGGACAAGGGCCCGGGCCAACAGGGCUCGGGGCAGAGCCAGCAGCACAUCGAGUGCGUGGUGUGCGGGGACAAGUCCAGCGGCAAGCACUACGGCCAGUUCACCUGCGAGGGCUGCAAAAGUUUCUUCAAGAGGAGCGUCCGCAGGAACUUAACUUACACAUGCCGUGCCAACAGGAACUGUCCCAUCGACCAGCACCACCGCAACCAGUGCCAGUACUGCCGCCUCAAGAAGUGCCUCAAAGUGGGCAUGAGGCGGGAAGCGGUUCAGCGAGGAAGGAUGCCGCCCACCCAACCCAACCCCGGCCAGUACGCCCUGACCAACGGGGACCCCCUGAACGGGCACUGCUAUCUCUCGGGAUACAUCUCCCUGCUGCUGCGGGCCGAGCCCUACCCCACCUCCCGCUACGGCAGCCAGUGCAUGCAGCCCAACAACAUCAUGGGCAUCGAGAACAUCUGCGAGCUGGCCGCCCGCCUGCUCUUCAGCGCCGUCGAGUGGGCCCGCAACAUCCCGUUCUUCCCCGACCUGCAGAUCACCGACCAGGUGGCCCUGCUGCGGCUCACCUGGAGCGAGCUCUUCGUGCUGAACGCGGCGCAGUGCUCCAUGCCCCUACACGUGGCCCCGCUGCUGGCCGCCGCCGGCCUCCACGCCUCCCCGAUGUCCGCCGACCGCGUCGUCGCCUUCAUGGACCACAUCCGCAUCUUCCAGGAGCAGGUGGAGAAGCUCAAGGCGCUGCACGUCGACUCGGCCGAGUACAGCUGCCUCAAAGCCAUCGUCCUCUUCACCUCAGACGCCUGCGGGCUGUCGGAUGCGGCGCACAUCGAGAGCCUGCAGGAGAAGUCGCAGUGCGCGCUGGAGGAGUACGUGCGGAGCCAGUACCCCAACCAGCCCAGCCGCUUCGGCAAGCUGCUGCUGCGGCUGCCCUCGCUGCGCACCGUCUCCUCCUCCGUCAUCGAGCAGCUCUUCUUCGUCCGCUUGGUAGGUAAAACCCCCAUCGAGACCCUCAUCAGGGAUAUGCUACUGUCGGGGAGCAGCUUCAACUGGCCUUACAUGUCCAUCCAGUGCUCCUAGAGCCCGGCCCGCACCCCCGGCAGAGACGCUGCGCGGCGGCGGAGGCGGGAGCGCUCGCACCGAGGGGCAGUCGGGGUGCGGGGGGGCCCCGGGAGGCGGACACUAAAACAAAAGAAAAGGCCCGAGUGGGAUCAGAGGUGUGGCCGCGGUUGGGAGAAGGACGGACCUUGGCGUCCGUGGAGGUUGUGGUGCUUUGGUUGGUUUUCGGUUUGGUCGGUUUUUCUUUUAUUUUUAUUUUUUUUUAUUAUUUUUUUUUCCUUUUGGAGAGGAGGAAAAAAAAAGAUGAUAAUAAUAAUAAAAGACAAAAAAGCAAAAAAAAAUACAAAAAAUACAAAAAAAAUAUGAGUAUUGAGGGGAUAUUAAUCAAACCUGAAGGGGAUACUGGAUCUUCCAGGAUUUAUUGUGGACUGUUGUUGAUAUAUGCUGUACAGUAACAAACAAAACAAGAUGCGUUGAAACUGAACUGAACCUUGUGUAGAAUUAAAAACAAACAAACAAGCAAACAAACAAACAAACAAAAAAUUCCACGCGCAAACACUUACCACGAGCAUUGUUACUCAUUUUGUAAAAUAUUAGUCUUUAUUUUCAUUUUUUGUAAAACUUAAAACAUCGUAUGCGCAUAAAGGAAAAACAAAAGAAACGAGAAUUAGGGGAAAAUAACAUUUUCCAAAUAAUUAUAAAAAAAAUUGUCCUGUGUCUAUGUAUCUAUAUCUGUUUUGUAUUUUUUUCUGGUUCCAAACCAGGUUUCCUGUGAUUCUAUACUAAUAAUUUUUGAUAUAACCCUUUGCUUCUUAUAAUGAGUGCGAUAUAUGUUGUCGAAGCUGUUCUUCAAGAAUUAAAAUUGAAGUGAGAAUUUAAACAAAAAUAAAAGAAUUUAGCAAAAAAAAAAAAAUCAACUUAUCACCCCACAACCGAUGAGUCUUGUUGCUUGAAACAUGCCAACAGUUCACCAAAUAAAAAAAAUAAAAUAAAAUAAUAAAAAAAAAAGGAAAAUAACAAAAAAAAAAGAGUUUAACCUCCCUGGACUUUUUAACUCCUUUACUGGUGUUAAAAGGGAGAACUUU